This is a messenger RNA of Pseudocercospora fijiensis CIRAD86, 1126 nucleotides long. RefSeq lists its product as uncharacterized. The transcript has a single exon. The record is from RefSeq and is a predicted model, not a curated record. The coding region runs from base 1 to 1002 and encodes 333 amino acids. NCBI's taxonomy places the organism in Eukaryota, Fungi, Ascomycota, Dothideomycetes, Mycosphaerellales, Mycosphaerellaceae.
AUGGAGGAGUUUGACGCAGGCAAAGAGGAGUCGGGGGAAGACUACGACGAGAAUGCCGAUGAAGACUUCAAUCCAGAAGAUGAAGCCGCUAAGGGCAGCGACAAUUCAUCCUCAUCAGAGGACGAGCCAGACGCAGAAGUCAAGCCAACCAAACGAGCUGCGAAACGCAAAUCUCAGACAGCACAAGAUGACUUAGACUCCGGCGACGAGGCAACGAUAAAGGAGCGCAAAUCAAAGAAGCGAAGAAAAAAUGCUGCAGAUGACGAGGAGAGCGGAGGCGAGGGAGGAUUCAUAAGAACAAGAGCGCAAAGACUUGUCGAAAAAGAAGAACGCCGGAACCGCAAAAGAGGGGCCAGGGAAGGCGCCGUUACCAUCGAUGUGGACAAAAUAUGGGCAGACCUCAGCAGCAUUCCUGUCAAUCGAACCGUUGUUGCUCCUCCCCAAGACGAUGCAGAGCAUAUGGAGGUGGAUGCGGAACAUGAAAAGGAGAAUGCGCAUUCCACGAACGCGAACGACGUAAUCACCAUCAAACGAAAGGUCAAGUUUGCAGGAGAAUUGAGAGAGAUCGAAGAGCAGGUCUCCCGAAGCUCAAAGGAGGCCAGGAAAUACUUGGCCGAUCAUCCAGAGGCAGAUCCAGAUCACCAAGCUCACGGGGUUGACUUAAACGGCCUGCAAAGGCCCCUCAAAAGGCCGUCGAUGUUUGAGCCAAAUCCUUCAGGUCUUGUCAAGGGCGUUCCACCAGAGAAGUUACGGCCUCGCGCGCCGACUAGACUGGAUGUUCUAAUGGCACAGAAGAGAGCAGAGGCAAAGGCAAGCGGCAAAAUGAGUACUGUGCAGAUGAGUCAACAUGACUGGAAAGCAUAUGUUGCACAAAGCGGAUAUCAGGAAGAACUGGAGAAGUAUGAGAAAAGCGACGCGCGAUUCCUGGCCAAGGAGGCUUUCUUGGAUCGCGCGGCAGGUGCAAGAGAGCAAGCUGCCAGAGAUGCUAGAAUGCGGUUGUAGCGUUCUACCGGAGCACAAGAAGGGCGCAUGGGAACUCCCUUUCCAGAUUCAGCGCAUGAAUAUUCAUGAUACCCGGCCGUACGGCCACAGCAGCAGCAUUGAUUUUAUAAAAGAAGAUAUUUCU